Molecule: messenger RNA, 549 nt
Organism: Medioppia subpectinata
Lineage: Eukaryota; Metazoa; Arthropoda; Arachnida; Sarcoptiformes; Oppiidae
Source: the annotation of a GenBank genome assembly
ACCCUAAUGGGUGUGGCGCUGAUCUUCGGUCUGGUCAUUAUGGCACUGGCCAGCAGUUUCGGUCACGUGUCCGGCUGUCACAUCAAUCCGGCGGUCACUCUGGGCGUACUCAUCGACGGCCAGAUUGACAUAUUGAAGGCAGUGGUCUAUUGGAUCGCACAGUUCUUGGGCGCCGUCUUAGGGGCGUCUAUACUAUACUUCAUGAAAACCGAGAGCAACCGAGACCUGUGCCAGACCAAACUCACCGAGACAUUGAUCAACGGUCCCGUCGCUGCCGUAGUCCUCGAGGCGUUCAUCACUUUCCUAUUGGUGUUUGUGGUGUGCAAUGUCUGCGAGUCUAACCCCACGUUCGCUCCGCUGGCCAUCGGCCUCACCGUUACGGUCGGCCACUUGCUUGCCGUGUAUUGGAUCGGGCCGUUAGCCGGGGGUGCGUUGGCCGGAGCGGCCCAUCGCUUCUUCUUCUUCAACAAAGACAAGGAUCAGAGCAAACCGGCGAAGAAAGCUGACGCUCCGCCACCGCCGGCCGGCACUAACAAUGAGUUGGUUUAA